AUGUCACAAAAAAAAGCAAAUUGUUCUCUGACCCAGGAGUGGCUCUGUGAACAUCAAAUGGCAUUGGCAGAAAAGAAUUCUUACCUCCUGUUACAUCAUCACAACACGAGUGAUGCCUUAACAAUACAUGUUCGCGUUCAUACCGGAGAGAAACCCCAUCACUGUGACAUCUGUGGUAAAUCAUUCUCUGUAAGUAGUGGCUUAACUAGGCACAAACGUACUCAUACUGGGGACAAACCGUAUCACUGUGAUAUCUGUGAUAGAAAAUUCUCACAAACUGAUUUCUUAACAAGACACAAGCGUACUCAUACAGGAGAGAAACCAUAUCAGUGUGACAUCUGUAGCAAAGCAGCUGUGAUCCCUCAAUUUGGUGAAGGAGCAUCUCCACCUGGACAAGUCCUUGAUGUCCAAAUCUUGCUCCCUGCCAAAUACUGUUACUCCAGAGAUCCUUUGGAGUAA
Messenger RNA from Octopus bimaculoides (California two-spot octopus), 459 nucleotides. RefSeq lists its product as uncharacterized. Lineage: Eukaryota; Metazoa; Mollusca; Cephalopoda; Octopoda; Octopodidae. Gene Ontology annotation, cellular component: transcription regulator complex; PcG protein complex; chromatin. Gene Ontology annotation, biological process: regulation of transcription by RNA polymerase II. Gene Ontology annotation, molecular function: RNA polymerase II cis-regulatory region sequence-specific DNA binding; DNA-binding transcription factor activity, RNA polymerase II-specific. The record is from RefSeq and is a predicted model, not a curated record.